AAUUUUGUAUUUUGAUCACUAAUCAACUAUUUAAUAGUUUUUGCUGUCUUCCCAUAGAUCUUCUUGAUGACCUACAUUUCCCAGAGUGUCUGCCUUAAAUUAACAGACACCUUCAACUGCACAGCCAUGACUCCAGAGCAGCGCAUCCUCCUUGGGGCUGACUGGGUCUGGGCUGUGCUAGAGAAACCCACCAAGAACCCUCAGAUCCAGAUCGCUGUGCAGGUCCUACACCUGCUGGAGAGAGAGGAUGCUGAAGAGAAUGCCAACCCCCCGGAGACCUGCAGCGAGUCUGUCCAAAUUGCCCAGAAGGAGUCCAGCAAUAAGACCAUGUACGAAAGGUUAGUGGACUUCUGUGCCUCCAUUGGCAAGGACUGCUAUGCCCUGUUCUUGUUCUUUGGAAAGAAAAAUGACAAGGAGAACAUCUAUGGUGUCCUCAGCAACAAUUUUGAGGCAGCCAUUGGGAAGUGCAACAUGAUUGACAGACCAUUCAUUGAGAACUUCUUCAAAGGUUCAAGGUAUCUCCAUACACCUUCAGGAAUGAUGCGGGCAAUUGUCACCAAGAGAGAAGGAGAUCCUCUCACUCUAAUGGUUAAAUUUAGCUGAACCAUGGGGACUCAUAAAAUUGAUGGCCAAUUACAUGAUACAAGACCACCGUGGUACACUUUGAGUUAUAUAAGUGUGGGGGCUAUUAAUGUAUCUCUUGAUAAGCAACAUUCUGUCUUACUAAAAUGUUAAUUUUGAUAAAGUGAGGGACCUUUGAAAUAAAAUUCUGGAUAUUUUCGCACUUCAACAGCUGAUGAUGAUGCAUCUUACAAGCAUGUAAGUUCACUUAUAGAGUUUUCUGCUGUUUACUUAAAUGGCUCAACUCAGAAACUCAUUAAAACACAUAAUUUAAACUCAAGAACAAACAUACUGCAGUUAGAUGCAAGUUUAGAGAGAUAUUUUCACAUAACCUUCUAAAAUAAUGUAACAUAGUGUCCAAGUUUUAGUUGGUAACUGGUUAGGCAGGUCCCAAUGCAGUGUGUGAAUGAAUGUUACAGUUAAUAUGUGUUUUAAAUGGUUUUCUUUAUUUGCCUGUUUGAGAUACUUCCACAUUGUGCAUUGAACAGCAUGUACCAUACGCUGAAUUUGUACAAGAUGGCAAAAAAAAGGAAAAGCUAUACCCAAAGUUAAAAAUUAGUGGAAUCAUCCUUUAAUUACCAACCCCUCUAUGCAUAUUUGGCCAAGAAACCUAAUCUACCGUCAUUUUGUCCAUAUCAGUCAGAUUUCUUUAAAAGGCCACUCUCACAGUAAUAACAUUCUGUUCAACUGUCCUAGUAAGCGUUGACAGUGUGACAAUGAACCAGCAUACUUAAUACCAGGACCCUGAAUUUGAAGGAACAUGCGGAACAUAUUCAGACCCCCUCUAGAGUACAGUCUAGACCUGCUCUAUAUGUAAAGUGCCUUGAGAUUACUUUUGUUGUGAUUCGGUGCUAUAUAAAUAAAACUUCAGGCACCUCCACCUCCACAUAGACUCUUUGGAUCUCAGCCAGCGUGACCAUCCACUUCAUGAGCUCCUCACUUACUAAGGCCCCUCUACCCUGACUGCUCAGUUAGUCUGCGCAGCCAGAUCCAGUAAGAGUCCUAGGUUUCCCAGGCUUUUAAGAAUUAUGGAGAACACUGUGCUCUUGGAAAACUUCAAUACAUCAGAAUUUUUUUGUAGCCUUCCCCAGAUCAGUGCCUCAACUCGAUCUUGUCUCUGAGCUCUGCAGGCAGUUCCCUCUUCCUCAUGACUUGGUUUUUGCUCUGUUAUGCACUGCCUGGCCAAAUUAUGUCCAAAAUUUUUAGUAUAAGGCUGCAACUUAACAAAAUGUGAAAAAACUGAGGGGGUCUCAAUGCUUUAUGAAUGCACUCUAAAUGUGAACUAUACACACACCAUUGUGCUGUAAACUAAAAUGAGUAAAUGUUACAAGAUUAAAUAUGUAAGUGCAUCCCUCCCACCAAAAAACUUAACUCUAAAAAAAGGAACUGUUCACCCGAAAAAACAAACAAAUAAUGUCUGUUGUAUAUUUACAUGACACAGAAAAAGAAUGAACAAGAGCAGCCCCCUCUAAACAACCUAAGGACAUUGAAAUGUGUUCUUUUAAGUCCCAAAACAGAAAACAGUAACCUAUAACAUGACAAAAGGAUCCAGGUUUCUGUAACCAGCUACCUGCUGUGUUUGGACAAGAGCUUAAUUGAGGUGUCCUUUGCAGUGAUGUCUUGCAUAAGCAGUUUGAGCUAAAUGAUUAUACAUGAACUAUUUUGUUUGUUUGUUGUUUAUAAUGUGAGGGGCCAUCAGAGACAUUAUUAAGAAUUACCAUGCACAUACACAAAAUGAAACCAAACUCAUCCACAUGUGCAUAAGCAUGGCAUUUCUGAAUAAUGUCUCUGAUGCCCCCUCCUAUAUUUAAUUCAUAAGUAGUCUUACCUAAAAACAACUGUUCUUGAGGGGAUUUUCUUGUGUUCUUUAAAUUUGCAUCGUACAUUGCAGAGGCUUAAAAUGAAGGCUGAGUGAACCGUCUCUGUACAUUUGUGUACAUUUUGUUUUAGGAACUGUAGCUAUGAAAUACACACUCAAAUAGAUAUUAAUGACUAAUAAUAAGGGAGGGUUGGAAACAUCUUUGUCUAUCUUUUUUUUGUCUAUUAUAGUAUUUUUCAAAUGUUGUUACCAUAGUACACCAAUGGAAAAAAAUACACUAAUACUAUUAAACAUUCUUCACAAGUGAAACAAUCUAUGCAUUGUUGUUGUCAUUGUCAUUGUUUUACUUUUUAUAAAAUGUUUGUGAUGAGAACUUUUUUUACAGCAUAUCUGCAACAAUGCCAAAGACCUUUCCAAGAGAAUUUAAGGGGAAAUUUGUUCUCCUGCAUGCUGAUGUCCUGAUCUGAUCUCACUACCGCUAGAACCAAUGUAAGAGGGUUGUAAUAUGCACAUGGGAAAUAUAAAUAUAUAGCAGGUUUACUUAAAAAGAACAGUGUAUCAAGCUAACCAGGUUACAAAACAGGGCAGCAUACUGCUGCAUACAGGAUACUAAGCAAAAAGCAGUUUGUCACAAUACAAAUUAAGCAGAAAACAUGAUGCCAAGGUGUAGAACACAAU
This is a messenger RNA of Lates calcarifer (barramundi perch), 3118 nucleotides long. It is a transcript of the gene rep15, whose product is annotated as RAB15 effector protein. Lineage: Eukaryota; Metazoa; Chordata; Actinopteri; Centropomidae. The coding region runs from base 67 to 603 and encodes 178 amino acids. The record is from RefSeq and is a predicted model, not a curated record. The transcript has a single exon. Gene Ontology annotation, biological process: receptor recycling.